Molecule: messenger RNA, 1026 nt
Organism: Suillus subaureus
Lineage: Eukaryota; Fungi; Basidiomycota; Agaricomycetes; Boletales; Suillaceae
Exons: 3
Coding region: 242-634 (130 amino acids)
Source: RefSeq, a predicted model, not a curated record
UCUGCUCCCGAUGCCGCCUACUUACGCUCAGUGCUCGAGUGUUACGUCGUCAAUGUCGCUGACUGGGUUGCCCGAGUACAUGAUACCAGCAUCGGUUGGUUCAAUUACAGCACGAACGAUUCAAAUCUGACCAUCUGCAUAUGUCUAUUAUGAAUGCCAUGACCUAUUACAUACGUGCACAGAAAAUUAUAAAAGCUCGACCUGCCUUCCCCUCACCAUCCAGUGUCCAACUACCACCAUGAUGUUCAUACGUGUCGUCCUCGCCAUCUUUGCCCUUGCUGGCGUCACAGCUGCGUCUGCAGUCUCAACUUGUGAGAAUGAUGCUACGUUGGUGUGUUGCAAAAAUGCUGGAGAUACCAACAGUGGCUGGCAGGGUUCACACUGCACCAAGGUCAGCACUGCGAGCAAAUGCAAGUAUACCGCUCUCUGCUGCUAUGAUGUCGUAAGCUUGAUGUCGUUUCCAAAGUGCGUGAUCACUAUUAACUCGCACACCCACAGAAGGGAUCCUCUGCGGGAACGUGCUACGAGGCCUGUUGAGAGAUACAGUGCAUCACGAUGUCGAGGUGGUUGCUCAGCGCUCAGCUCUCAAUUCAGGUUAUGGGCUAUUAACUGCACAUUGUUUUUCGGAAGGUGACUGAUCGAUUGUAACAACUCUAAAGCUAGACCCAGUUCUCGGAUAAGCCAUCACACAGAACUUCUGAUGCAAUACAUCAGCGCAAUCUAAACAUCACAACAUUCAGCAUGGUGCACUGAAUCUGAUGCAAAGGAAUUGAUCUCUGGACUAUCGUCUCCAUUGGCAGAAUUAAGGCUCCAGGUGUCAUUCAGCUUGCCACAAGUACAUAGUAGGUAAUUAGAUCUUGGGCCGCUUUGGCAAAAUGAUGGUUGUCACUGAUGCAUGAAGUUUAAAUAAUACCACUCGGAUUCAGAGUGGCUUCCUGAUAGGGGUGUUGGUAUUAAGGGUGAGAAGUAACACGACUUGCCAUCGCUGGUUGUAAAGGCGUGAUUCACUGUGAAGGACUAGUCUCU